Nomia melanderi (Alkali bee) is the source of this 3454-nucleotide messenger RNA. RefSeq names its product pyruvate dehydrogenase phosphatase regulatory subunit, mitochondrial. Gene Ontology annotation, cellular component: mitochondrion. Gene Ontology annotation, molecular function: protein binding. The record is from RefSeq and is a predicted model, not a curated record. NCBI's taxonomy places the organism in Eukaryota, Metazoa, Arthropoda, Insecta, Hymenoptera, Halictidae.
UGUGUGUACUUAUUUUAUAUUAUGCGCGCGCGCACGCGUGUGCGGUGUGUAUGUAUUAUAUGAAAUUAUCUAUAAAAAUAUAAUUAAAUUUUUUAAAAAAUUGCUUGUUAUAAGUACUGUUUCAAAUUAUUCUAUGUUCAUCUGAAAUGAUGUAAUCAUUUUACGUGGUCAAUUAAAUUUUAUCUUAUAACUAUCUUUAAGAUUUUGGACGUGUAUAGUACUAUCUUUUCAUUAGAAAUAUAUGACGUAUUGUCAAUAUUAAAUAUUUACUUUCGAAUAUAUAAUAUAAUUUCUAGUAAUCAUAUUUUUUUAUAAAAAUAUUUUAUAAUAUAUUUCAAAUAAGUAAGAUUGCAUAUAUUAAAAGCUAUUCAAUAAAUUGACGUUCUACGUAACCUUUAUUACCUCUAAGUAUUACAGAAUAAGUGUUCACUUUUAUAAUAUCUUUACAGUAGAAUUUUAAAUUAAAACUUAUUUUUACUGUAUUUGGAUUUCAUGUGCAUUCAAAGUUCUAAGUAUAUUUUACAUACAUAUUUACAUUAUUAAAAAAUAUAAGAUGUGUCAGGACAUAGUAAAUAUGUAUUUUGAACUCUAAGCAUUAAGUAUCAACGAGGUCAAUUAUAUUCCAAAAUAGUUAUUUAAAUAUUAUACAUUUAUAUUAAUCAUAAUGUGGCAUAAUUCAAAGUCACUUUGCAAAAACUAUGUGUCAAAAUGGAACAAUUUUGUUUUUUAUAAUUAUCAAAGAGUAAGACAUAGCAGCUCAAAAUCUACUAUAAUAACAAAUGAUGACGUUGAUGAUCCACUUCCUAAAAAUGCAAAAGUUGUUAUAUGUGGUGGUGGAGUUAUGGGUGGUGCUGUUGCUUAUUAUCUUUCACUUAUGGGGCUAGGUCAUCAAACAGUUAUUGUAGAAAGUGGCAGAGUUGGCGGUGGAACAACGUGGCAUACCUCAGGAUUAGUUGGAGCGUUUAAGCCAAGUUUGACACAAGUAAAACUUGCUCAAGACAGUAUAGCGUUAUAUAAAGAAUUAGAAGAAAGAGGUUUAUCAACAGGCUGGAAGCAAUGUGGUAGUCUUUCUUUAGCGCGCACAAGGGAUCGUAUGACCUUUUUUAGACGAAUGAAAGCACAGUCCAUAUCACGUAAUAUUGAAUGUUAUCUAGUUACACCGAAACAAGUGCAGGAAAUAUGUCCCUUGUUACGAGUAGAUGACUUAGUUGGUGGGUUAUGGAUUCCAGGCGAUGGUGUAGGAGAUCCGUAUCAGAUUUGUUUAACAUUAAUAGGAGAAGCGAAAAAAAAUGGUGUUAAGGUAUUUGAAAAUUGUAAAGUCACAAAAGUAGUUACUCAUAAUGAAGGAAUUGAAGCUAUCGAAACAACAUAUGGUGCCAUUGAAUGUGAACAUUUUGUAAAUUGUGCUGGAUUUUGGGCACGUAACGUCGGUAAAUUAAGCGAACCACAUGUAAAAGUACCCCUUCAUCCUGUUGAGCAUUACUAUUUACACACACAACCUAUCAAUGGUUUAGAUCCUAUGACUCCAGUGAUAAGAGAUUUAGAUGGUUACAUUUAUUUUCGAGAAAAUAAUGGAAGGUUGCUAGCAGGUGGUUUUGAACCAGUUGCAAAACCAGCAUUUGAAGAUGGGACAAUACCUGAAAGCACAAACGAAAGAUUUUUACCAGAAGAUUGGGACCACUUUCACAUUUUACUCAAACAGAUGCUCUAUAGAAUUCCAGAUUUAGGAAAUGCAGUAUUGGACAGGUUGUCUAAUGGACCUGAAGCAUUUUCUCCAGAUUGUAAAUGGAUAGUAGGCGAAGCACCAGAAAUACAUAAUUAUUAUAUUGCUGCUGGUAUGAAAACUGUAGGUAUAUCAGCAGCUGGUGGAGUCGGGCGAGCUACAGCAGAAUUAAUAGUCAACGGUUCAACAUCUUUAGACAUGUACGAGUUAGAUGUAUCGCGUUUUUUAGGUCUUCAUAACAAUCGCAAAUUUUUACGUGACCGAGUAAAAGAAGUUCCUGGUAUGCAUUAUGCGUUACAAUAUCCACAUCACGAAUUUAAAACGGGCAGAAAUUUGAGAAUGUCACCGAUUUAUCCGAAACUUAAAGAAGCAGGAGCUAUUUUUGGUCAAGUAAUGGGAUAUGAACGGCCAACUUGGUUCCAAUUAGAUGAUGAUAGAGAUUUAGAAACAAUUGAUGGAUUUCAAAGGUACAAAAUAGCUUACACGAAUACAUUUAGUAAGCCACCGUGGUUUGAACCAGUGAGCGAUGAAUACGCUGCGUGUCGUGAAACAGUUGGAAUUAGCGAUUACUCUUCCUUUACUAAAAUUGACUUAUGGUCGAAUGAUUUAGAAGUGGUAGAUCUGUUGCAAUACUUAUGCUCGAAUGAUGUGGAUGUACCGGUAGGAAGUAUUAUUCACACUGGUAUGCAAAAUAAUCGAGGAGGCUAUGAAAAUGAUUGCAGUUUGGCCCGUAUAGCUUCUAAUCAUUACAUGAUGAUCGCUCCCACUAUUCAGCAAACUCGCUGUAAACAUUGGAUCAAUCGUCAUUUACCUAGUGAUGGUUCUGUUGCGGUGUCUGAUGUGACAUCUGCAUAUACAGCAAUUUGUAUUAUGGGUCCUGCUACUAGACAGUUACUUUCCGAAUUAACGGAUACUGAUCUGAAUCCCAGAAAUUUUCCAUUUUUUACUUUUAAGGAAUUAGACGUUGGUCUUGCUAAUGGAAUACGCACAAUGAAUUUAACUCAUACCGGGGAACUUGGCUAUGUUUUAUACAUACCAAAUGAAUUUGCGUUACAUGUUUAUACAAGAUUGGUAGACGUUGGAGCUAAAUAUGGACUAAAACAUGCUGGAUAUUAUGCAACGCGAGCACUACGAGUAGAAAAGUUUUAUGCGUUCUGGGGCCAAGAUUUAGAUACAUUUACAACUCCUUUAGAAUGUGGAAGAACAUGGAGAGUGAAACUUGAUAAAGCAGUCAAUUUUAUUGGGAGAGAUGCUCUUUUAAAACAAAGAGAAGAAGGUGUAAAACGCAAAUAUGUGCAGUUACUAUUGAAUGAUCAUGAUUCUGAAUUGGAUACAUGGUGUUGGGGUAGCGAACCAAUUUUCAGAAAUGGAAAAUAUUGUGGAAUGACAACUACUACAGGUUAUGGAUUUACAUUUAGGAAACAGGUUUGCCUUGGAUUUAUACAGAACUUCGAUUCAAAAGGACGGCCUCAAGAAGUGACAAACGAAUACGUUUUAUCCGGUGAUUACGAAGUAGACGUAGCAGGUAUAAAGUUUCCGGCCAAGUGUCACUUGCAUAGUCCAAAUUUGCCAACCAAGUUUCCAGAUAAAGAAAGAGACUCGUAUCAUGCAACACGUGAUCAGCAGAUUGUGUGAUUCUGACAAUACAAACUUCAAAUCGUGUACAAAUAAUGUAUAUAGAAAAAAAAUUAAUAAAUUAUUUGAUAAGCGACAAUUAUAAAGCACUGUUUA